Molecule: messenger RNA, 1510 nt
Organism: Tilletiopsis washingtonensis
Lineage: Eukaryota; Fungi; Basidiomycota; Exobasidiomycetes; Entylomatales
Product: Brix-domain-containing protein
Exons: 2
Coding region: 65-1399 (444 amino acids)
Biological process (GO): ribosomal large subunit assembly; maturation of LSU-rRNA from tricistronic rRNA transcript (SSU-rRNA, 5.8S rRNA, LSU-rRNA)
Cellular component (GO): nucleolus
Molecular function (GO): rRNA binding
Source: RefSeq, a predicted model, not a curated record
UCCAGCCUAAGCCAGCCGGCCAGCCUGCCUCGUCACCUCUCCCACACACCCCACACGCUCACCCAUGCUGCGCACCUCCAAGCCGCGCAACGCCCGCUCCAAGCGCGCCCUCGAGGCACGCGCGCCGCGCGAGCACGAGGCGGCCAAGAAGGCCAUCUUCGUGCGCGGCCCGCACAGCAGCGACAAGGUGGCGCUGGCGUUCCGCGACCUCGCCGCACUCAAGAAGCCCGACGCCAUCCAGUUUGCCAAGAAGAACGACUGCCUGCCCUUCGAGGAGGCCGGCGCCUCGAGCCUCGAGUUCUGGGCGGGCAAGAACGACACCAGCCUCUUCGUCGUGGGCAACACGCAGAAGAAGCGCAAGGACAACCUCGCCUUUGCGCGCAUCUUCGACGGCCACGUGCUCGACAUCAUCGAGAUGGGCGUACUGGAGGGCAAGGGCAUCUCCGAGUUCAAGUCUCCCUUCGCUCCGUCGCUCGGUGCCCGGCCACUGUUCCACUUCUCCGGGCCGCACUUCUCGCCCGAUGCCUCGGCUGCCGACAGCGACGCCUCCUUCAGCGGCGCGCUGGCGAUGUGCAACCACGGCGUGCACGCGUCGUUCCAGCACCUCAAGUCCAUGUUCCUUGACUUCUACCGCGGCGAGGAGUCGCCGCCGGGCUCGGGCCCCGGCGCUGUGCCUGGCGCGUCGGGCAACCAGGUCUCGCUGCGCGAUGGCCUGCAGCACAUUGUCUGCGUGACCGAGGGCCCGGAGCCGGCGGCGCAGGUACCCGUCUCGGACAACAGGGAGCUGGCAGAGCUGUACGCCGCCGGCGCCGCACAGACGCGCGAGGGCUCCUCGUCGAUCGACAACAGCGCUGCGGGGCGCACCGUCUACUUCCGCGUGUACGCGCCGCGUCCGUCGGGGCGAGGCGCCGGCGGCGCACCCACGAUGGAGCUGGUGGAGGUGGGCCCGUCCUUCGACUUUGUGCUGCGGCGACGCCAGCCGGCCGACUCUGCGCGGCUGGCCGCGUCGCUCAAGCGGCCCAAGACGGCGGCGGAGAAGAACACGCAGGGCAAGACGAAGCGCAAGAACGUCGAGACGGACGACAUGGGCGACAUGAUUGGCCGCGUGCACAUGGAGAAGCAGGACCUCGGCAAGCUGCAGACGCGCAAGAUGAAGGGCCUCAAGCCGGGCCGCGACCCUGCGGCGGCGGGUGGGGACGAGGAGAUGGAGGGCGACGAUGACGACGACAGCGAGCUGGGCUUCUUGGAGGACAGCGACGAGGAGCUCAUCUUUGAGGGCAGCGAGGGCGACGAGGGCCUCGAUGCAGACGACGACGACGAGCACCUCGACGACGAGAUGGCCGACAUGCUCGAGACGGCCGGCGAGGUCGAGGCGCCGAAGAAGAAGGCGCGCAAGUAGAGCUGCCCUCUCGUUCCUGCCCUCGCACGCUCCCUUCACGCAUAGGUCCAUCUGUUCACCUGCUUCUCAACCCUGUAAUCUAGCAUUCUUGCCUCUAACAUCUGCCGCAUC